GGAGCGCGCCGGCCGCGAGAGGCGAGCCGAGAGUGGAGGAGGCGGCGGCGGCGGGAGCGCUCCCCAGGAAUGUCGCUGCCGCCGCCACCGCCGCGGCCGCUGCCGUUGAGGAGGCGACGGAGGAGACCGGCGUUGUUAGGAAGAUGAUCCAUAUGAUCUCGAAGAAGACCUUUCUUUGGCAAUGAGGGAACUACAAAGAACCAAAUAUAAUUCUGAAAUUCAGGAUCUGUAUUUUGAGAUGGUUUUAUUUUCAGAAUGAAAAGUAUAUAUGGUUAUCUUUAUGAAUGUAAAGACAUGAGAAAAGAGUUAUGAUGGCAAAAAACAAAGAGCCUCGACCCCCAUCUUAUACUGUCAGUGUAGUUGGACUCUCUGGGACUGAAAAAGACAAAGGAAACUGUGGAGUUGGAAAAUCUUGUUUGUGCAAUAGAUUUGUACGUUCAAAAGCAGAUGAAUAUUAUCCAGAGCAUACUUCUGUGCUUAGCACCAUUGACUUUGGAGGCCGAGUAGUAAACAAUGAUCACUUUUUAUACUGGGGUGACAUAACACAAAAUGGUGAAGAUGGUGUAGAAUGCAAAAUUCAUGUCAUUGAACAAACAGAGUUCAUUGAUGACCAGACUUUCUUGCCUCAUCGAAGUACAAAUUUGCAACCAUAUAUAAAACGUGCAGCUGCCUCAAAAUUGCAGUCAGCAGAAAAACUAAUGUACAUUUGUACUGAUCAGCUAGGCUUGGAGCAAGACUUUGAACAGAAGCAAAUGCCUGAAGGGAAACUCAAUGUAGAUGGAUUUUUAUUGUGUAUUGAUGUGAGUCAAGGAUGUAAUAGGAAGUUUGAUGAUCAACUUAAAUUUGUGAAUAACCUUUUUGUCCAGCUAUCAAAAUCCAAAAAGCCUGUGAUAAUAGCAGCAACUAAAUGUGAUGAAUGUGUGGACCAUUACCUUAGAGAAGUUCAAGCCUUUGCCUCAAACAAAAAGAACCUUCUAGUAGUGGAAACAUCAGCACGAUUUAAUGUCAACAUUGAGACAUGUUUCACUGCUUUGGUACAAAUGUUGGAUAAAACUCGUGGCAAACCUAAAAUUAUUCCCUAUCUGGAUGCUUAUAAAACACAGAGACAACUUGUUGUCACAGCAACAGACAAGUUUGAAAAACUUGUACAGACUGUGAGAGAUUAUCAUGCAACUUGGAAAACUGUUAGUAAUAAAUUAAAAAAUCAUCCUGAUUAUGAAGAAUAUAUCAACUUAGAGGGAACAAGAAAGGCCAGAAAUACAUUCUCAAAGCAUAUAGAGCAACUCAAACAGGAACAUAUAAGAAAAAGGAGAGAAGAAUAUAUAAGUACCUUACCAAGGGCUUUUAAUACUCUCUUGCCAGAUCUAGAAGAGAUUGAACAUUUGAAUUGGUUGGAAGCUUUGAAGUUAAUGGAAAAGAGAGCAGAUUUCCAGUUAUGUUUUGUGGUGCUAGAAAAAACACCUUGGGAUGAAACUGACCAUAUAGACAAAAUUAAUGAUAGACGGAUCCCAUUCGACCUUCUGAGCACUUUAGAAGCAGAAAAAGUCUAUCAAAACCAUGUACAACAUCUGAUAUCAGAGAAAAGAAGAAUAGAAAUGAAGGAGAAAUUCAAGAAGACUUUAGAAAAAAUUCAGUUCAUUUCACCGGGGCAGCCAUGGGAGGAAGUUAUGUGUUUUGUCAUGGAGGAUGAAGCAUUCAAAUAUAUCACUGAGGCUGAUAGCAAAGAAGUAUAUGGUAGACAUCAGCGAGAGAUAGUAGAAAAAGCCAAAGAAGAGUUUCAGGAAAUGCUUUUUGAACAUUCUGAACUUUUUUAUGAUUUAGAUCUUAAUGCAACACCAAGUUCUGAUAAAAUGAGUGAAAUUCAUACAGUUCUAAGUGAAGAACCUAGAUAUAAAGCUUUACAGAAACUUGCACCUGAUAGAGAAUCUCUUCUACUUAAGCAUAUAGGAUUUGUUUAUCAUCCCACUAAAGAAACAUGCCUCAGUGGCCAAUAUUGUACAGACAUUAAAGUGGAAAAUUUACUUGCCACUAGUCUAUUAGAGAUGGAUCAUAACCGCGUACGCUUGUAUCAUGAUAGUACCAAUAUAGACAAAGUUAAUCUUUUCAUUUUAGGGAAAGAUGGCCUUGCCCAGGAACUAGCAAAUGAGAUAAGGACUCAAUCCACUGAUGAUGAGUAUGCCUUAGAUGGAAAAAUUUAUGAACUUGAUCUUCGGCCUGUUGAUGCCAAAUCGCCUUACAUUUUGAGUCAGCUAUGGACUGCAGCCUUUAAACCACAUGGGUGCUUCUGUGUAUUCAAUUCCAUCGAGUCACUGAGUUUUAUUGGAGAAUUUAUUGGAAAAAUAAGAACCGAAGCAUCUCAGAUCAGAAAAGAUAAAUAUAUGACUAAUCUUCCAUUUACAUUAAUUCUUGCUAAUCAGAGGGAUUCCAUUAGUAAAAAUCUACCAAUUCUCAGGCACCAGGGUCAGCAGUUGGCCAACAAAUUGCAGUGUCCUUUUGUAGACGUACCUACUGGUACAUAUCCUCGUAAAUUUAAUGAAUCACAAAUAAAGCAAGCUCUAAGAGGAGUAUUGGAAUCAGUUAAACACAAUUUAGAUGUGGUGAGCCCAGUUCCUAUCAAUAAGGAUGUGUCAGAAGCUGACUUGAGAAUUGUCAUGUGUGCCAUGUGUGGCGAUCCAUUUAGUGUGGAUCUUAUUCUUUCACCUUUCCUUGACUCUCAUUCUUGCAGUGCUGCUCAAGCUGGACAGAAUAAUUCUUUAAUGCUUGACAAAAUUAUUGGUGAAAAAAGGAGGCGAAUACAGAUCACAAUAUUGUCAUACCACUCCUCAAUUGGAGUAAGAAAAGAUGAACUGGUUCAUGGGUAUAUAUUAGUUUAUUCUGCAAAAAGGAAAGCAUCAAUGGGAAUGCUUCGUGCAUUUCUAUCAGAAGUUCAAGAUACUAUUCCUGUACAACUGGUGGCAGUUACCGACAGUCAAGCUGAUUUCUUUGAAAAUGAGGCUAUCAAGGAGUUAAUGACUGAAGGAGAACACAUUGCAACUGAGAUAACUGCUAAAUUUACAGCAUUAUAUUCUUUAUCUCAGUAUCAUAGGCAAACUGAGGUUUUCACUUUGUUUUUCAGUGAUGUUCUAGAGAAAAAAAAUAUGAUAGAAAAUUCCUAUUUGUCUGAUAAUACAAGGGAAUCCACUCAUCAGAGUGAAGAUGUUUUUCUACCGUCUCCAAGAGACUGUUUUCCCUAUAACAACUACCCUGAUUCAGAUGAUGACACAGAAGCACCACCUCCUUAUAGUCCAAUUGGAGAUGAUGUACAGUUGCUUCCAACACCUAGUGAUCGUUCCAGAUACAGGUUAGAUUUGGAAGGAAACGAAUAUCCUGUUCAUAGCACUCCAAAUUGUCACGAUCAUGAACGUAACCAUAAAGUGCCUCCACCUAUUAAACCUAAACCAGUUGUACCUAAAACAAAUGUGAAAAAACUGGAUCCAAACCUUUUAAAAACAAUUGAAGCUGGUAUUGGUAAAAAUCCAAGAAAACAGACUUCCCGGGUGCCUUUGGCACAUCCUGAAGAUAUGGAUUCUUCAGAUAACUAUGCGGAACCCCUUGACACAAUUUUCAAGCAGAAGGGCUAUUCUGAUGAGAUUUAUGUUGUCCCAGAUGAUAGUCAGAAUCGAAUUAUUAAAAUUCGAAACUCAUUUGUAAAUAACACUCAAGGAGAUGAAGAAAAUGGGUUUUCUGAUAGGACCUCAAAAGGUCAUGGGGAACGUAGGCCUUCAAAAUACAAAUAUAAAUCUAAAACCUUGUUUAGUAAAGCCAAGUCAUACUACAGAAGAACACACUCAGAUGCAAGUGAUGAUGAGGCUUUCACUACUUCUAAAACAAAAAGAAAAGGAAGGCAUCGUGGAAGUGAAGAAGAUCCACUACUGUCUCCUGUUGAAACUUGGAAAGGUGGUAUUGAUAAUCCUGCAAUCACAUCUGACCAGGAGGUAGAUGAUAAGAAGAUAAAGAAGAAAACCCACAAAGUAAAGGAAGAUAAAAAGCAGAAAAAGAAAACUAAGACCUUCAACCCACCAACACGUAGAAAUUGGGAAAGUAAUUACUUUGGGAUGCCCCUCCAGGAUCUGGUUACAGCUGAGAAGCCUAUACCACUAUUUGUUGAAAAAUGUGUGGAAUUUAUUGAAGACACAGGAUUAUGUACUGAAGGACUAUACCGUGUUAGUGGAAAUAAAACUGAUCAAGACAACAUUCAAAAGCAGUUUGAUCAAGAUCAUAAUAUCAAUCUAGCAUCAAUGGAAGUGACAGUAAAUGCUGUAGCAGGAGCUCUCAAAGCUUUCUUUGCUGACCUGCCUGAUCCUUUGAUUCCAUAUUCACUCCACCCAGAGCUAUUGGAAGCAGCAAAAAUCCCAGAUAAAACAGAGCGCUUUCAUGCCUUGAAAGAAAUUGUUAAGAAAUUUCAUCCUGUAAACUAUGAUGUAUUCAGAUAUGUGAUAACACAUCUAAACAGGGUUAGUCAGCAAAAUAAAAUCAACCUAAUGACAGCAGACAACUUAUCCAUCUGUUUUUGGCCAACUUUGAUGAGACCUGAUUUUGAAAAUCGGGAGUUUCUGUCUACCACUAAAAUCCAUCAAUCUGUCGUUGAAACAUUUAUUCAACAGUGCCAGUUUUUCUUUUACAAUGGAGAAAUUGUAGAAACUGCGAACACUGUGGCUCCUCCACCAACUUCAAAUCCAGGACAAUUGGUAGAAUCAAUGGUACCACUUCAGUUGCCACCACCAUUGCAGCCUCAGCUAAUUCAACCACAAUUGCAGACAGAUCCUCUUGGUAUUAUAUAAAUAGAAUGUGAUUGCAGAUGGCCUGAAAUUGGACAAAAACAAAUCUAGACAUGCAUGUUUCAGGGGUUAGUAGUAUAUUUCAUGUUUCAUACAGAUAAUCCACAUCAAAAUAAUGAGACAUUUUCUCUUUGAACUAUAUGGUAUUCCCUAUUCACUUACAUUAUGAAUCUAAAAGCAUGGGGUAAGCAUGACUGGAGAGGUUUAAUUUUUAUAAACAAAAAAAAAUAGUUAUAAAAAUGCAAAGCUGCUGCUGCAUGCAACCUUAUUGCAAUCAGUAUAUCAUUCCCGUGGCAAUUUCUGUCACAGUAUAUUGUGAAUACAGUUUUUCUAUAGAAAUUAAAUGAUUUAAAAACUCAUAUAUGAAAUGUUUAAUGCUUUCAGCCUGCUUUAUGGCUGAUUUUGUUAUUUGAUUGCUAAUUUGGGGACCUAAUUCCAGCAGUCUGUAUAGAUAACUAAAGCCCAGUUAAGUAUUUUUUAAUUUCCGGUUACUAUGCCAUGCUUGGGAUGUUUGAAAGAAAGAAAGAAAAACACAUGUAACAUAUUUCACAUUUCUGCACCUUCAUCUUCUAAGUAAAUUUGUGGAUGAUUUGAUGAGGAGUGAAUGAACCUGUUUCUUUUACUCACGUACCAAGGACACACUUGUGGUUAAAGUGAGUUGAUAAUGUGAUGUAAAGAAUAGUUGUCACCAACUCAUUUCUUUAUUAUCUAUAAUGAAAGAUACAUUUUGUAUACACAGUUAAUUCUGUAAACAGAUGCAUGUUCAAAAGAUCUAUGAUGGUCUUGUAAUCUUAAUCUAAUAUAUUUUAGAUAUUUUAAUUUUUCCCUCUUGGGGAAUACACUUAGUAUAGUGUAGAAAAAUACUUCAUGACAUUUUCAUAUAAGGUUAUAUAACUUUUCAUACAUAAACAUGAAGUUUGUUGUAGAAAGUUCUUUAAACCAAACAUUUAAUCUAGGAUUUCAAUUUAAUCUGUUCCUUGAAUCUAUUUUUAUGUGGCCCUUGAGAAUAUAUCCCAAAAAAUUCCAUUGCUAAUACAGCAAUAAAAAUACUUUGGGUACUGACAGACUCCUUGGAGUAUGUAUAUAUAAAAUAACAAACUUGUAUUCAUAUUCUUUCAGUGAUGUGUUGUUCUACAAUCCAGAAUGGCUUUUGCACCAUUUUUUAAACCAGUUUUCCCCCCUUUGCCGUUGGUACCAGAGUUGCUAUAAAUGACUGCUGCUUUAAGGGUUAAAUAUUUUGUUAGUGAAGAUACAACCAGAACACUAAAUUAUGAUAAAAUUUUCUGACUGAGUGAUAGGUAAAUUUAGUUGGGCUAUAUUCAAAAUUAUUUUAUUAUCAAACCCGUACCAUUUGUUUUACUGGAAAAGGAAAAGUGGUUUGCUUUUUACUGCUGGGUCAUAUUUUGUGUAGUAAAGAAAUUCUUUGGUCAAUGUUGUAAUCUUUAUAUUUCAAUUUUAAGGUUUCCUUAUCUGUAUUAUAGUAAAUUCAUGAUUUUGAGAUUCAAGGCUCCUAAGAGUUUGAUUUGCUCCAUUUUGUCUUAAAAUAUUCUUUCUCAAUUGUUGUAUCUUAGGUAUUGUACUUCCAAUUUCAACAAAGAUGUCAACAUGAAUCAGGCUACUGUUGAAGUACAUGUAUAUUAUAAAUUAUCUUGUGUUAUUAUCUUUUCUAAGAGAACAAAGUCCCUAUUAUUCCUAUUGCAAAGCACACAGGAAUUGAAAGUACAGUAAUUUUUAAAAAAAAAAUAUCCGGUAAAUGUAGUAUUCUUACUUGUUCUAUAUUACUUAUACCUAUUGUCUAUAUAGCUUUAAUUUAUAGCUGUCAGUUUAACAUUGGCAUGUCUGGCAAAGAAAAUUAAACUUUAAGAGUUUUAUAAACUGUUUCUAGGUUGCUAAAGAAUUUAUUUUUCUACUAUAAAUGGUAUAGACAAAGCAUCAACUAUGUACAGGAUAAAAGCCUGACUAUUUCUAUUGAAAGUAGGCUUACAAGAGAAUUUUCAGAACUGUUCAUAUCUUUGGUUCAUUCUGUCCUAACUUUACAAUUGUAAUAUGUGAGUCCCAGUUUAUUUAAGCUAUUAUCUUUUAUAAUGUGUUAAUUUAACAUUCAUUUACAUUUAAAACUAUUUUUGUUAUUAAAAUUAGCAUUUAUAAGUUUCCACAUUAACCACCUUACACCUCUUCCAAAACUGAUAUUACUUUUCUAUGCAUUCUAUCAUUGAUUUGACACACUACAUAGUGAAUCACUUAAAUAUUUUACAUCUGGUUCAUUUUACUACUAGGUUACAGAUAUUGAAAAUUAAAGUAUGGUUUAAA
Mus caroli (Ryukyu mouse) is the source of this 7127-nucleotide messenger RNA. It is a transcript of the gene Arhgap5, whose product is annotated as Rho GTPase activating protein 5. Gene Ontology annotation, biological process: regulation of cell size; Rho protein signal transduction. Gene Ontology annotation, cellular component: cytosol. The record is from RefSeq and is a predicted model, not a curated record. Lineage: Eukaryota; Metazoa; Chordata; Mammalia; Rodentia; Muridae. Gene Ontology annotation, molecular function: GTPase activator activity.